AUGGAAACCCUAUUCUUCUGGGUGAAGAUCAUGAACAUUCCACUGACUUUGGAGGUGAAGGAAAUGAUUAUCAAUGUGGCCUCCCUUACGGGUCACUUUCUGGAACUAGAUCAGAAACUGUUUGACACUUCUGCCAAAAUUCAAGUGCAGGUCGCCCAUGAGAUCACAAAACCAUUCAUUCUCAAGAAGACCCUCAAGUUGGCACCCGGUGUGGUUGAAGAAAUAGUCUUCUUUUUUGAAAACCUAAUUGGAAGAUGUCGCAAAUGCAAUCUGAUCUUCCAUGCAAAUGGGAGUUGCUUGGUCGCUACUCCACCAAAAACUGAUCCCUCCACUGCUGCUGCUCCACGCUUAGAUCUAGUGAGCCCUUUUAUUGGCUUCAAGGAGCCUUUUUUUACUCAUGGAAUGUUUAAGUUUCAGGGAUCCCAACUGCAUAUUCCUCCGGUUGCCAGAAACCUAUUUAGUAACAUGGACACCCCUAGAGGUCGUCGGCCUCUUGUCAUCAAGCAUGCACAACUGAGGCAGAGUAUGACACAAGAGGACAAGGAUGCGAAUCAGAUAUUGGCAAUGGUACCAGGGGACAGUGAGCCUACUGUGAAGAGGAGCAGACCUGCCUCCCCAUUCACAUCUCUAAAAAAGCUAAAGUUCGUCUUUGAGGAGCUACAAAGCAAUAGAGAACGGGAGGCAGCAACCAAGAAAAUCAAGGUACCUAAGUUUUCUUCCAAGAUUAUGGCCAAAUCUCUAGGACUCAUUGAAACUCGGGGAGGCAUGCUGGUUCCAAAAGAGGUGAUGACGCCUAUUGCAACAAUAUCAAGUGAAGCAGCCAAGAUGGAGAACAGUAGUCACAAGAAGAAAAGGGGUCGACCUCUUGGCUCAAAAAACAAAAAACCAUCUAAUAAAAAGGACCCUGCUCAGGAAGUAUUGAGUCUCUUGUACUCGAAGAAAUCUCCUAGCCCGAGUAGUAAGGGCAAGGAGAAAGUUUAG
Messenger RNA from Rosa chinensis, 981 nucleotides. RefSeq lists its product as uncharacterized. The record is from RefSeq and is a predicted model, not a curated record. The transcript has a single exon. Bases 1 to 981 code for a protein of 326 amino acids. NCBI's taxonomy places the organism in Eukaryota, Viridiplantae, Streptophyta, Magnoliopsida, Rosales, Rosaceae.